GAGAGGCGGAAUUAUCCAUUCGUUAUUUCGGGACAUAGGAAAAUAUAGACAUCAUGUCGCUUAGCAACGUUUAAUGUAAUCUUUUUAAUCUGACUCAAAUUUCGACAUCAAAUGGAGAAUAAUAAAGAGAAUUCACUACAACAGGUGGAACUAAACCAAAGCAGUGAAGAUUCAAUAUCACCUGAAAUGGAUUUAGAGGCUGCAUUGAAGGAAUGCUCAACCGCCCUCGAUUUGUUUCUGAACAACCGGUUUUCUGAUGCUUUGGCUCUCUUAAAACCCUGGAAGAAUCAGAGCAUGUACCACGCAAUGGGCUACAGCAGCAUCUUGGUGAUGCAGGCAGGCAUGACCUUUGAACCUAACAACAUGGAUGCCGCCAUGACGUCACUGAAAGAAUCACUGCAGACAUGCCAAAGAUUUCGGAAGAAAACUGGAAUAGUGGAGACUUUAACUGGCCUGUGGUUUAGACAACCAGCUGACAACCUGACAGAAGAGGAAAUGCAUGCAGAGCUAUGCUACGCUGAAGUUGUGCUGCAGAAUGCAGCGCUGACAUUCCUGGAUGAGAGUAUAAUCGGCUUCAUCAAGGGAGGGAUGAGAAUCCGAAACAGUUAUCAGAUUUACAAGGUUUGCCAGGCAUUGGCCAGUGUCCCAACAGAUAUGGAAAAGCAGACGAGCACACACAUUCAUUUUAGGGGUGGUGUCAGCAUGGGCAUUGGAUCAUUUAAUCUGAUGGUGUCUCUGCUCCCAGCCAAAGUCCUCAGACUGAUGGAGUUUUUGGGCUUCUCAGGAGACAGGGAACUGGGUUUGUCAGAGUUGAGAAAAGGAGCAGCCUGCAACAGCCUGCGCUCCAUCCUCAGCACCCUGACUCUGCUGAUGUUUCAUCUCUAUAUUACAGUGAUUCUGGGUACUGGUGAAGGAAACCUUACUGAGGCUGAAGCUCUUCUAGAGCCCUACAUUGAAAAGUUCCCCAAUGGAGCGCUCAUUCUUUUCUACACUGCAAGAAUUGCUUUGCUCAAAGGAAACUUCUCAUUUGCCCAGCAGAAGUUUCUGGCAUGUAUCGCCACACAGCAGGAGUGGCGUCAGAUUCACCACCUGUGUUACUGGGAGCUGAUGUGGGCCUACUCCUUUGAACAAAAUUGGACAGAGGCGUAUCGAUACGCUGACUUGCUCUGCAAAGAGAGCAAGUGGUCGCCGGCCACCUAUACAUUCCAGAAAGCAGCCAUCUUGAGCAUGCUACCAGAGGAACAAGUGACCACACUGGGAGAAAAUGUGGUGGAGUUAUUUAGGCAGGUGGAUGGUCUCAGACGGAGGAUUGCUGGGAAGUCGAUUCCAACAGAGAAGUUUGCAUCAAACAAGGCAAAGCGAUACUCUUCUUCUAACCCUGGGAAGCUAUCCGUGCCUGCUUUGGAGAUGAUGUACGUAUGGAAUGGUUUUACAAUAGUUGGCAAAAGACCCGAAUUGACUAAAAGCAUCUUGACCACCUUGGAGGAAGCAGAGGAGCUGCUGAGAAAUGAUCAAAACCCAUCGGAGUAUCACCUGGAUGACCAGUGUGUUGUCCAGCUGUUAAAGGGCCUGUGUUUAAGACAGCUGGGGCAUCUAGCCAAGGCUGAGCUCUGCUUCAAUUUUGUCAUUUCCAGUGAAAAAGAUAUCAAGCAUGACAACUACCUGGUGCCAUUCACAAUGUAUGAGCUGGGCCUGUUGCACAAGCAGAAAGGUGACAUCAACACAGCCAUCACAGUCAUUGAAAAUGUCACGAUGAACUACAAAGGCUACCACAUGGAGUCGAGGCUACACUUCCGCAUCCACGCUGUACUCAACACCAUGGGCUCUUUUUCGGCCAAACCUCCCCCUUCACGUACGCCAGUUUAAGAGACCGUUUGGAAGGAUGCUCGCAAAGGACAAACGACCAAAAACUUGAAAUCUUCUAGAUGUGCAUCUUGCCGCCAGCCCCUUGGUGAUGGUACUGCAAUCAUCCAAACUUACAGUU
Messenger RNA from Etheostoma cragini (Arkansas darter), 1984 nucleotides. Its product is annotated as tetratricopeptide repeat protein 39B-like. The transcript has 18 exons. The record is from RefSeq and is a predicted model, not a curated record. NCBI's taxonomy places the organism in Eukaryota, Metazoa, Chordata, Actinopteri, Perciformes, Percidae. Bases 112 to 1866 code for a protein of 584 amino acids. Gene Ontology annotation, molecular function: protein binding.